AUGGUCAGCGCAAGCACAACUUCAACAUCCACAGUUCGAUCGCGCCCUCGCCGCUUAGUUUCAUUAAUGGAUGAUGAAAAUGACACCAGCAAUAAUGCUACAAAUUAUUCCUGUCAAAAUGAUCUCCAGCCGUUCUCUUCGGGAUUCUCAACUACCCUUGCACCGUCCGAGGUGGGAACGACUCGGUCCCGGGGAGCGACCCCCUCGCCAUUAUCAUCCCGUGGAGCGUCACCACUUCCGAUGACACGCCCAUCCCGCGCGACCGAAUCCAUCAAUCGUGGUGCUCGAAAUUCCCCCAUCUCGUUUGCUUGGAAUGCAUCAAAGUCACCGUCGUCGGGAGGUGCUGCGGACUUUCUGGACUCCUCGUGGUCCUCUCUCCAAAGCCUGGCAUCUUCGGUGCUAGGGAGCGAUACUGGACGUGAAACCCCGAAUAAUGCGGCGACAUCCCACAGUCGAAGGAAACCAUCGCGGUCAGACGUAUAUAUCAAGACUGCCCCCAGGUCAACGUGGGGCCCAUCGGCACCGACCGCUCCGCAAAUUGGAACCGGGACAAAGGAGGAGCGACAAGCUUUGGUGCAGGCCAAAAAGAGAGAAGCGCUACUCCUUGCCGAUACCGAUCUGAUUGCGAGUCGCACAAUUCCACACAAAAGACGGGACUCUGAUGCCACUUCGCAUCAAGCAUUUGGGCCAGAGCACGACGAAGACGCCUUGGCUUAUAUCCACAAAGUGCAGCCCACAGACACCAUUACCGGUGUGACGAUUAAAUAUGGUUGUCAGGCUGCAGUGUUUCGGAAAGCGAAUGGGUUUUGGCCUAACGACAAUAUUCAGAGCAGAAACACAGUUUUAUUACCAGUCGAUGCUUGCUCUGUGAAAGGUCGCCCUGUUCCUAAAAGGCCUGUGGAUCUUCUGACCCAUGAUACUGAAGAUCCAAGCGACAGCUCUAUAGUCCCCGUGGCUACUAAUACCGAUAAUAUCUCUCCGGAAGAGGCGUCUACAACUACAGCUGGGGCUGAUGCCAAUCACGCUUGGAAGCAUGAGUCUUGGGUGAACAUGGAUGGGUUUCCAGACCCAGUACAAAUCGGGCGCGUUCCUCGAAGAGCAUUAGGAUUCUUUCCGCGCACUCGUCGAAAAUCCGUAUCCUAUUCGGACGCAGAACCCCCAGAUUUGUACCGGGAAACAAUCACACCCCCGUCUCCAACUGGAUCCCCGCCCCUACUCUCAUCCUUCGGUAUGUUGCCACGAUCUCGACCCAAUGGCGAUCAAACCAAACCCAAGAUCAUGCAACCCACUCGCCCGCAGCAUCAUCGCCAACGCAGUAGUAUCCAGUUGUCUGGCACUGGUGUGGGAACCCUCGAUCCCACUUCGACUGGUCCCGGUCCCGCAUUAGAUGGUUUUACUCGAUUCUUCGCGCAGCACAUGCCUAAUCUUGCUCCGGCACAACCCCGUGAUAAUUUCCGGGACGCUUCUUUCGAGUCUGCGUCAACCGGCACAUCCAAUGCAUCGACUGGUCUUGAAAACAUUGGAGGGGCUUUUGAGGGUUGGGUUCGAAAAGUAGCAACGCGAGCCAAAGCCGGCAUCAAUGAACUGCAACAAGGAUCACCCAAUCAGUAUAGUAGCAGCAGGGGCCGCAAUAUGUGGCGAAUGGACGACUUAAUUGAACUUGACGAUGGGCUGAUGGAUGAUCGGAACUCUCCCAGCCCCUUCAAGGGUGCAUCGCGGAGAUCUGGGUUACAGGGCAGCUCGUCCUCAUCCUCAUCCAUCCGAUACAACAGUCCUUCUGUGGUAGCAACGAGCAGGUCUCGUGCGGCUGGAUUUGGGUCAGGCUCCGGCUCAAGAGCCUAUGGCGAGCGGGCCAAAGACGAUUAA
Penicillium paradoxum is the source of this 1866-nucleotide messenger RNA. RefSeq names its product putative LysM domain protein. The record is from RefSeq and is a predicted model, not a curated record. The coding region runs from base 1 to 1866 and encodes 621 amino acids. The transcript has a single exon. NCBI's taxonomy places the organism in Eukaryota, Fungi, Ascomycota, Eurotiomycetes, Eurotiales, Aspergillaceae.